AAGUACCCAUUCUGCCCGUGUUUAAGCUACCAAGUUCACUUUUGCCUUCUGGGCGUAGCCUCGACAUUUCCCUUCUCUCUCUUCUCCUCUCUUCAGAUCGCGAAAUACUCGUUCGAAAAUUCUGGUUUUUUAAAAACAAGAUUUGUAAACCAUAGAUCUGUUGAAGUUAUCAAAUUUGAUUAAUCAUAAAGACGACGAAAUCAAAGGAGAAGUGUGUACCUAAUUUGCUCUGGGAUUCAGGGUUAGCUGUUUGGAAAAUGAAAGUAAGAAGGAGUUGGUUUUGACUUAGAAUUACUAGAUUUUGGGGUUUGAUUUGCUUAGAUUAUAGUUGGAGGAUUUGAUGGUUCACGUUUGGGCUGAAGGAUUUGAGAUUGAAAUUGAUAAUAAUAGAGGUGAAAAUGAUGCAAGAGAAUUAUUAUGCAUGGGCGAGAAGGUGGUGAAGUUAUUAGGAACCCUAUACGGCAUAUGUGGUCGGUCCUCAAUCUGGGUAAUAAGAUUGUAGCUGCUGAUUCUUCAAUACCUAAUUCUUUCUCUGAAUUUUUUUGCCAGGAUGGUCGCAAGGUUACUGUAGGUGAUUGUGCACUUUUCAAACCCCACCAAGAAGGCUCCCCACCGUUUAUAGGAAUAAUUCGCAGUUUAACAUCAGAAGUAGAAGAACAUUCAAAGUUCCGUGUGAAUUGGCUUUAUCGACCUGUUGAUGUAAACCCCGGGAAAGGCGUCUUGCUGGAAGCCGCUCCCAAUGAAGUUUUCUACUCAUUUCAUGAGGAUAAAAUACCUACUGCAUCGUUACUCCAUCCUUGUAAAGUUGCAUUCCUUCGUAAAGGUGUUGAACUUCCUUCAGGGAUAUCCUCAUUUGUUUGCAGGCGAGUAUAUGAUACUACAAACAAUCGUUUAUGGUGGCUAACCGAUCAAGAUUACAUUAAUGAACGACAGGAAGAAGUAGAUAAGUUACUGGAUAAAACACGUAUAGAAAUGCAUGCAGCUGUACAAUCGGGAGGACGUUCUCCAAAACCUUUGAAUGUUUCUACCACAGCACAGCAGUUGAAACCUGGUUCUGAUAGUAUACAGAAUAGUCCUAGCACAUUACCUUCUCAAAUUAAGGGGAAGAAAAGGGAGCGUAGUGAUCAGAGUUCUGAACCGGUUAAACGAGAACGUUAUACGAAGUCAGAAGACGGAGAUUCUGGCCAGUUUAUUGGGAAAUCAGAGAUCUCUAAGAUAGCAGUGAAAGGAGGUCUUGUAGACUUUAAAGGGGUUGAAAAGCUGGUGCAACUCCUGCAACAUAACAGUACCGAGAAGAAGCUAGAGUUGGGUGGCCGAAUAAUGGCAGCGGAGGUCAUAGGAGCCACUGAAAGGAAUGAUUGCCUUGGGCAGUUUGUGCAUCUCAACGGACUGGCUGUAUUGGAUGAGUGGCUCCGUGAAAUGAAAGAGCGUGAUGGUAGUAGUCCCAAAGAAAGUGAUAAACAGGCUGAAGAUUUUCUUUUGGCUGUGCUUCGCGCACUUGACAAGCUUCCUGUUGAUCUUCAUGCUCUUCAGAAUUGUAAUGUUGGUAGGUCUGUGAAUCAUUUACGUACUCAUAAAAAUUUGGAAAUACAAAGGAAAUCGAAGAGCUUAGUUGACACGUGGAAGAAACGUGUUGAAGCAGAAAUGAAGAUAAUCGAAUUGAAGUCAGGAGCGGCUCGGGCAGCUUCUUCUCCGAGUAAGCAAUGCAUCUCUGAUAUUUCUCAUGCAGGAAGCAGACGUACGGGGGUGUCCUCUGAGGGUCUUGCGAAGAGCUCCGUGUCACAACCUUCUGCAACAAAAGCAGCAUCACUUAAGCUUGGCCAAGGAGAUGGUGCUACCAAGACAUCCCCCGGGUCUGUGAAAUCAUCAGUACCAUUGCUGCCAUCAAUGGCAAGUUCAAAAGAUUUAAAUGGAAAGUCCCUGCACAAAACUGCUACUCCUGAUCCGCCAGUAACCGUUAAGGAGGAGAAGAGUAGUGGAUCCAGUCAAUCACUGAACAACAGCCAGUCUUCAUGGAAGGAGGAUGCUAGGAGCUCCACUGCUGGUUCUGAGAGCGUUAGUAAGACAUCUGGCAGUGCAUCUCGCCAUCGGAAAUCAGCCAAUGGUUUUCCGGGAUCAGUUGUAACCGGAGUUCAGAAGGAAACUUCUAACAGAUGUGGCUCCGGGAAUAGGAAUUCUACAUCAGAGAAGGCUUCACAGUCGGGGUUGACUUGUGAAAAAACUCCUGAUGUGCCUGCUGUUGAUCAUGGAAGCCACAGAAUUAUUGUCAGGCUUCCAAAUCCUGGGCGCAGUCCUGCACGGAGUGUAAGCGUCUCCUCAUUUGAUGACCCUCCUGUAUUGGUGAGCAGAGUUUCUUCUCCCGGAGUCCCUGAAAGUAAUGACCAAUCCGAUCAAAAAGUAAAAGUAAAGAGUGAUGCUUCUCGAGUUGGUGUUGCUCCUGAUGUGACUACGGAAUCAUGGCAGAGCAAUGAUGUGAAAGAUGGAUUGGUGGGGUCUGAUGUAGGUAACGGAUCAGCUGAUAGCAUUAUUGGUGAAGAGUCAGGAAAGUUGUCAGAAGCUUCCAAAGUUAUUUGCUUAUCAUCGGAACAGGAGCAGGGAGUUUCAGUUGGUGAACCUAAGCAAGAAAAGUUGAAGGAAGCUUCCCUCAGCUCUAUAAAUGCGUUAGUUGAGAGCUGUGUCAAAGCUAGUGCGUCUAUCUGUGGCGGGGAUGAUAUUGGCAUGAAUCUGCUUGCAAGUGUUGCUGCUGGAGAGAUGUCCAAGUCAGAGCAGGUUUCACCAAUUAGUUCUCCUAAGAAAAGCAUAGGUGCUGGGCCGGAAUGUGUGGCAGAUGAUCCGAAGUUAAGGUUAUCUUGUGAAGAUGGGACAGGUAGAGUGGAAACAAAACCUGAAGCUAGUGUAGAGAAGCAGGUCGCAUCUGUUGAUACAUUGAAAGCUAAGGCCAAAAUCCGAGAUGAUAAAAUUCCAGCUACGCUGGUUUCCGAAGAAAAAACAAAAGGGGAGCAGCUCCAAGGUCCUGGUAUCAGUUUGCAACAAAUGACCGACCCAUGCUUAAAGUCCGAUGGGAAACCGGAUGAAGCAGUACCCGCUUCUGUGGCUAAGCAUGAAGGGAUUGAGCAACCUUGUGAAAAGAGAACAGGUGUUGGUGGCUGCAAAGAUGAAAAUGUCCUGGAUCGUACUCAGAAGUUCCGAAGUUUGUCAUUUGAUCAAACUAGCAAGCUUGACCAUACUGAUGGAAACAAUGUGGAUGCAAGGACAGGCUCAUCAGGUUUCGGUGCAAAAGUUGUGAAAGAAGCUGCUGUUGACUCUCCAUUUUCUCCAUCUUUAGAUAUGACUGUACAGAGCAAGGACCAAGAAGGGUCAAAUGGUGAAGUCGGAACAAAGAAGAAAAUGGCGUCUGGUGUUGAUAUCCAUGAAUUAGGUGAGAAUAACUUGAAGGAAACUCUGCCUUCAGAAAAUGUUUUGCAUUUAGAGAACAGUGCGGAGUUGAAGACUGUAAGGGCUGUUGGUAUGGAGGCCAAAACGCAUAUCGGGCAUACUGAAUAUCAAAGAAUGGAGCAGACAAGUACAGAUCAUUCAGCUCAUGAUAAUCAAAUUUCAGGCACUGCUGGCUCAAUUGUUAUGGGUUACACUGGUGUGAACGGAGAUAAUUCCGAUAUAAGAGUAGGAGUUGGUGGCCGUUCGAGAGUAUCUGCUCCCGAUGAAGAACUUCCAUCAGUGUCAGUUCAAGGGACUGAGGUAUGUGCAAAGCCUACUGAAGCAGAAGAGUUGGAAGAAUGUGCAUCCACAACAGGAGGUUCCUCCUUGUAUGCCGCAGCAGGAUCAGACACAGCCACAAAAUUGGAUUUUGAUUUGAAUGAAGGCAUCCUUUUGGAUGAAGGGAACCAGGGAUAUGUUACCCCCAUACCUGUAGAUACACCUGCUCCUAACUUACCUAGUACUCUGCAGUUUUGUCUUCCUUCCAUGUCGUGCAGUCUCCCUGCUUCGAUCACAGUAGCAGCUGCUGCCAAAGGUGGGUUUUUGCCAUCAAUUGAAAAACUAUCGAGAAGUAAAGGGGAAAUUGGUUGGAAAGGAUCUGCUGCCACAAGUGCAUUUAGGCGUGCUGAACCUAGAAAAGUUCUGGAGAUGUCUCUUUGUGCAGCAGAUGUACCUCAGAUCUACAGUGCUGUCAAACAGGAUCUCCAUCAAUUGAAUUUUGACCUGAAUGUGGCAGAUGAGAGAGUUCUCGAGGACACUGGUUCACGGAGCUACUCACAUGGAAGGCGCAAGGAAUCUGGGUUUAUUAACCAUCGCAAUUUAGGUCGCAGUGAGAUGUUUGGUCCUUCUGCACCUAGUCGUAGUGCUUUUGCAGGUUUGGAUCUUGAUUUGAAUAGGGUUGAUGAAGACACUGAUAUCUCGCCAUUUUCUGUGACUAGUAGUAGAAGAUUAGAGGUGCCUCUGUUGCCCGUUAGAUCAUCAUCAUCAUCUGGGACGCAUUCGAAUGGUGAGGUCAAUGUCCUGAGGGACUUUGAUCUGAAUAAUGGUCCCGGGGUUGAUGAGUUAAGUGCAGAACCAACUGUAGUUAGACAGCAUGCGAAGGGCAAUCUACCAUUCCUAGCACCUGCUGGUCAAAGAACGAGCAAUGUGGAGAUGGUGGGUCUCUCGUCAUGGUUCCCGAUGGGAAAUUCUUAUCCAGCCGUUGCUGUCCCAUCGAUCUUGCCUGAAAGAGGAGAGCAGCAUUACCCAGUUGUUUCUGCAGCGGGUACGCGGAGGAUCUUAGGACCUUCAGCAGGUGGGACCAACUUUGGACUUGAUGUGUACAGAGGUCCUCCUGUUCUAGCUUCUUCUCCUGCAGUAGCGUAUUCCCCUGCCACUGCAUACCAAUAUCCGGGGUUCCCGUUUGGAACCAGUUUUGCUCUUCCUUCGACCUCGUUUUCAGGUGGAUCCGCUACAUAUUUAGAUUCUUCAGCUGGCGCAGGGCUUGGGUCCGCUGCAGUUCCAUCACAGUUACUAGGACCUCCUACAGCUGGUCAUUACCAUAGGCCGUAUGUGAUAAGUGUUCCCGAGGGUAGUUCUAAUGCAGGCGGUGGGCCUGAGAGUAGCAAUAGUAGUAGAAAAUGGGGAACACAAGGUGGUCUAGAUCUGAAUGCUGGUCCUGGAGGUUCAGACAUGGAAGUAGGGAGAGAAGAUAGGUAUCCUUCAGCUGCUUCAAGGCAACAACCAGUUGCUAUUAGUUCUCAGGCUUUCUUAACAGAGGAGCAAGGAAGAAUGUACUAUAACCAUCAGGCUGCAGCUGCUGUAGCUGCUCUGAAAAGGAAAGAACCCGAAGGUGGGUGGGACGCGGAGAGAUUUAGCUACAAGCAGCAACAACAGCAGCAGCAGCCACCCUCUUCGUGGCAACAGCAACAGUAGAUGGAAAUGGUUUGCAGGAAGAACCAAUCCUGUGAUGUGAAGAAGGUAGGAAGGACCUUGUUAUACAAGUCUAGGACUUCUUUUUGUUACAAGCCAUUCAUGAGAAUGUUAAUAGAAAUGUUGAUUAAAGGAAAAAGAAAAUCCAAAAGAAAAAAAGAAAAGGUUUGUUGCUCGUCAUUAUGUUAGUUAUUCUCAGUCAUCAAUGGUCGAGUGAGGCACUUUCAUAUAUAGCCCCCCCUCCAAAGCAUGUGUGUUGUCCUUGUAGUCCUACCAUUUUCUCAACGCUUCUAUUUCUUUUUUCUUUUAAGGUAAAACAUUUUACCUCCAUCACUUGGAUGUUUGAUUCAGUGUUUGUGGAGGAUUUUUUCUUGUAGUUAAAAUUUAUUCGAUGCCCUUGUAAUUCCUGUAAAUUGUUACACCUUGAAAUGAUUUUCAUGCCUUUCCUAUUGUGCA
This is a messenger RNA of Papaver somniferum (opium poppy), 5841 nucleotides long. RefSeq lists its product as uncharacterized. Gene Ontology annotation, cellular component: nucleus. NCBI's taxonomy places the organism in Eukaryota, Viridiplantae, Streptophyta, Magnoliopsida, Ranunculales, Papaveraceae. The transcript is spliced from 4 exons. Bases 418 to 5388 code for a protein of 1656 amino acids. The record is from RefSeq and is a predicted model, not a curated record. Gene Ontology annotation, molecular function: chromatin binding.